Mytilinidion resinicola is the source of this 1143-nucleotide messenger RNA. RefSeq lists its product as uncharacterized. NCBI's taxonomy places the organism in Eukaryota, Fungi, Ascomycota, Dothideomycetes, Mytilinidiales, Mytilinidiaceae. The transcript has 2 exons. Gene Ontology annotation, cellular component: nucleus. The record is from RefSeq and is a predicted model, not a curated record. Bases 1 to 1143 code for a protein of 380 amino acids. Gene Ontology annotation, biological process: regulation of transcription by RNA polymerase II. Gene Ontology annotation, molecular function: RNA polymerase II cis-regulatory region sequence-specific DNA binding; DNA-binding transcription factor activity, RNA polymerase II-specific.
AUGGCCAUGGCCGUCGACAACCGACAGCAGUCCCAGCUCAACACCAUGGGCUACGACCAUCUUCGCUAUCCCGCACCGCACUUCACGAACCCGUGGGUAUCAGGCCCCGCGGCGCCCUCGUCGCAGAUGUAUCCAGCGUCAGGACUCGAGAAGUUCGAGGGCGCCAGUCAGCAGCAUGUUCAGAGGCCUACUAGCCUGUCGCUACCGUUCCACAACCUCCCCGUCACGGCGCCGUCCCUAGGAUCAGGUAUUAGUCUCUCAGAUGGCACUUUCCGAUCACAAAACUUACUUGACGCAUCGCAAGAUCUUCUCAACCCCGCGAGGACGUACCCCAGUGGAUACUCGUCAGCCUCGCCCAAUGCUGCGUCGUAUGCUCCCACAUCAGCACCGCAAUAUCCCAUGGACUAUUCCAACAACUCCAGAAGCCCGUAUGCGUACCAGCAGGAUCCCGCGCGGCGCUCCUCUCAUCCGUCAGUAUCCUCUGCCGACCUCCUCGAGAACCCAGUCGAGUCUCAGCGCCAGCGCCAAAGCUCUUUAGUUGACUUUAACAGAAUCAAUUCCCAGCAAGCACAGCGUAACAGCUUCAGCGAUGCCCUGGAUGCCAGCCGGGGAAUGGUCGCCAUGAGCCAAGACAUAACCCCGCGCAACAUCUACGGCAACCAAGGUGGUAGCAGAAGCUCGUCUGACUCGUAUGGAUUCCCGUCUACGCACUCUGCCCACUCGUCCAUUUCGUCUGCUAGCACUUAUCCAUCUUACUACAACGGAUCCGUCGCCGAGUCGUCCGUCACCGACUACAGUUCGGCCUCCGAAUCAGUAGAGCCAAUGACUUCUCGGACACUCCCGCGGCCUUCAGCACUGAUCGGCACGAACUUACCGCCCGCGCCCCAAUCAAUGAUGGGACAGUUCAGCUCUAAGGUUUCUUCGAGCUCGCAGAAGAAGCACAAGUGCAAGAUCUGCGACAAGCGAUUCACCCGCCCGAGUUCAUUACAAACCCACAUGUACAGCCACACUGGCGAAAAACCAUUCGCAUGCGAAGUCGAGGGCUGUGGGCGCCACUUUUCCGUUGUCUCGAAUCUAAGGAGACACCGAAAAGUCCACAAGGGCGAACGCGACCAUGACCAUCCCUCGCCAGAGGAGAUGUGA